Molecule: messenger RNA, 2405 nt
Organism: Melanotaenia boesemani (Boeseman's rainbowfish)
Lineage: Eukaryota; Metazoa; Chordata; Actinopteri; Atheriniformes; Melanotaeniidae
Product: serine-rich and transmembrane domain-containing protein 1
Exons: 2
Coding region: 1020-1361 (113 amino acids)
Cellular component (GO): intracellular membrane-bounded organelle
Source: RefSeq, a predicted model, not a curated record
GAUCAAGUCAAGACACAAGGCUGGCCCAAACCAAACACAAAUCAGCCUUUCUCUUCCUUUUGCUUCCAUCUGUCACCAAGCACAAAGGCCAUGUCUUCACAACUCACACUUCACUUCCUCCAGUCAGUUUGGUGCCAUGUGGUGAAACAUUAUUAACAGUAUUUAUAUUCACUGGAGGAGGAUUGGCUCUCAGCUGACUUUGUGAAAGCUGAUUAUGAGGAGUUUAAUUUCAUCAGAUAAGGAUACCUUCAUUUAUAAGCAGACACUGUUCCUGGCCAUGAGCCUGGUAGGCAUUCAGUGGGACGAGCACUCCCCCUGCUGUUUAUCACACUCUAGUUCAUGUAGUAAAAAUGGUUCUUUCAAUCUGAUAUUUCCAUGUAAAUUACUGUAAAAGCCACAUCGCCAUCAUCUAAUGUGUUUCUGCAUGUCUUAUAAUAAUAUGUUCAUACAGCAGAGUGAAUAUUUACCGAUUUUAUUGGCUUCUAGUGAAAAGUUAAGAUUUCUGAGUCCCUUUCCUUCAACAUUGUGCUCACAUUUUAGUACUUUGCACAUAUUUUAUUAGUAUUUCCUACAAAUUCUAGCAUAACAGAUCAUUGUUUUACAAAUUUACUACCAUCCAUCUUCAGUUCAUAAUCUAAUAUUUUUUAACAUGAAUUCCUAUUUAAUGUCAAAUUCAUUAACAUGAUGAAAAUUGUUCCUGUGUUAAUCUUUUGCAGAUAGUUUUUAUUGGCUCUUAAUGUCAUUUGUGUCCCCAAGGAAUAAAAAUAAAUAAAUAUGCUUGCAAGUAUUAUUUGAAAGAAGUCUGUUUUGUAUCUUAAAGUAAAAAGUUGGACAAAAAUCAGAGAGUGCAGAAUUGUUCUUUGUUUUCCAUUUAAUCUCCAACUGAAGGCUUAUGUGAGCAUGUGGGUGAACGCUCUUCUGUCAGCAAGCUUCUGCUAUGCUGAUGUUUCCUGGAGGGAGACAGUAAAGCUCUGGUACCUCCAGCAGACAAAAGAGAAUUUCUUCUACAGUCAGCCAGGAUGUCAGGGAUGGAUGUUCUGCUGGUGGACCAUAAUGAGACUGGAAUCACUCCAAUAGACAAUGGGACUUUCCUCCUUUUCUCCCCGACUUCUGCAUCCACAUCGGCAGCGGCCUCAUCUCCGGGACGACAGGGCAAUGUUUACGUCUACGUGUGGCUCUUCCUCGGCCUUCUGGUGUUCCUGCUGACGCUGCUCAUCAUUUCCCUCCACAGGCUGAAGAACAUCAUCUCCUCCUCCUCCUCCGUCCCUGACUGCAGCAGCGAGGGAGGAAGCUCCUUCACAAACAUGGAAAUCUGUAGCAUCUCGUCUCAGAGGUCCACCAUCUCCGCACUCUCCACCUGAGGGAGAAGGGAAGGAGCUCUUGUCGUACAGACUCAUGCAUCUGUGUGCUGUCAUUAGUGCAUGCUUACGUGUAAAUUACAGGCAAGCAUGCAUGUACAAGCAAAACACAUGGAGAGACAACAGUUCCUCAAAAACCCCGGAUUUAACUGAAAGAAAAGCAUUAAUAUCCAUGCAUGCAUGUUGUAAUCCUGACAUCCCAAUGACUGGGGUAUCCAUGCAAUUUGCUGAGGCAUCAGAAUAAGAUGAGAGCUACUAUACGUCUCUAAACAUGAAGAUGGAAAAAAAUCUGAGAAGUUGUGCUCUCGCUGCAAGGAAAAAACAUAAUGAAAGACUAUUAUCUUUCUUCCUUUCAUUUUUGUUGUCAUGUUUACUUUAGAAGAAGUAACAUUUUGAAGUAAAGCUUUGUACAGCACAUCUAAUAAUGUCUGCAGAAUACAGUAGAAAAUAUUCUUUAAUAUUACAGACUUUGUACAGAUAUGCAUGCACACUUUCCACUUGCUUUGUUUGAUUUUGAGAUGGAAAACCAUGAACAUACCAGACUGGUUUAUAAUCCCAAAGUCUGGGUAAAGACGGCUGCACAAAGAGAUGACAGACAUGGUGCUGUGAACAUGGAGGAGAGACAGCAAUAAUACUUCCAGACUAUUGACAGACAUACAGCCUCUAACUGCUCCAAACAGUCCGGGUCAAAAGUGGCAAAAACUACAAGAUGAAAUUCUAACGUUGAAAGACAGAUCUGCCAGCACUGCCGUCUCUUGCCUGUCAACUCAUGUAGCAUCUAAUUUCAGUCUCCAUAGAGACAGAAGCAGGAGAGCUCUGUGCAGCCAUCAGCCUUGUCUGUAUUCCUGGAUGACGCCACAGUAAUGGUUGUUUUCUUACAUCUAUGUUUCCUCAAUGUGAAAUGAAGUUUAUUUGGCAUUGCAACAAAAAUACACUAUGAAUUUUGAUCAAAUUGUUUGGAAACGAUUCAUUUAUAAUUACCUGUAUUGUUUGCUAAAUUCAAUAAACUCAAAGAGAUGACAAACAAAAAAGAAACUAAACAAAAGU